AUGAGCGGAUAUACUCAUUCUGACCCAUUUGACACGGGCACUCUCGCUGUUGGAACCAUCCACCACCUCCACUACGAACAGUAUGGCAAUCCAGAUGGCAAACCCGUAUUAUUUCUCCACGGGGGACCAGGAGGCCAGACCUCCAAAGCAAACACAGCCUACUUCAACCCCUCAAUUUACCGAGUCGUUCUCCUCGAUCAACGCGGUACAGGCCAAUCAACCCCGCUAACAGAACUCCGUGAAAACACAACACCAGACUUGGUGACUGACAUUGAAUCCAUACGGACUCAUCUCAAUAUCCCAAAAUGGCACCUCCUCUUCGGAGGGUCCUGGGGCUCAACUCUUGCCCUUCUUUACUCUGAAGCCUAUCCACAUAGAGUCGGCUCGCUCCUCCUGCGCGGGGUCUUCACAGCCCGUGAUGCGGAGGUGAGCUGGAGUCGUGGGGUCUUGGGUGCUGCGAAUAUCUACCCUGAAGCUUGGGAGGCCUUUGUAGGCUUUCUUCCCCCUGAGGAGCGAGGGGAUCCAGUUGCGGCUUAUUAUAAGCGGCUUACUGGGCCUGAUGAGCGUGCAAAGGCUGCUGCGGCAAGGGAAUGGAAUCGGUGGGACUUGAGUAUUGGGACCUUGAGGGUUGAUGAGGAUGCGUUUUUGGGAUUGGAGAAUGAAGUGUGGAGUUUGAAGCAUGCGCUUUUGGAGGCCCAUUAUGCUGUGCACCAUUUCUGGUUGGAGGAUGGGCAGAUUUUGAGGAAGGACAAUUUGGAGAAAAUUGCUCAUAUUCCUGCGACGAUUAUCCAGGGCCGUUAUGACAUGGUUUGUCCACCACAGACGGCUUGGGAGUUGCAUCGGGCUUUACCCAAUUCAAAAUUGAUUUGGGUUGCAGAUGCCGGACAUAGUCCAAAGGAACCCGGAACGAGGGCAGAGUUACUGAAAGCCUGUGACGAAUAUUCGUUGGAUCCGAAAUAG
Molecule: messenger RNA, 960 nt
Organism: Penicillium longicatenatum
Lineage: Eukaryota; Fungi; Ascomycota; Eurotiomycetes; Eurotiales; Aspergillaceae
Exons: 4
Coding region: 1-960 (319 amino acids)
Biological process (GO): proteolysis
Cellular component (GO): cytoplasm
Molecular function (GO): aminopeptidase activity
Source: RefSeq, a predicted model, not a curated record